Molecule: messenger RNA, 2022 nt
Organism: Closterium sp. Naga37s-1
Lineage: Eukaryota; Viridiplantae; Streptophyta; Zygnematophyceae; Desmidiales; Closteriaceae
Source: the annotation of a GenBank genome assembly
UACGAUCUGGGAGGCGCGCCGUUCGGGUCGCGCAAGGCGUCGUUCAGCCUGUACGCGUCGUCGGGGCUGUCCACGUCAGCAGCAGCGUCGGAAGCGGAUCUGAUGCGCGCCGUGAUCGUGAUGCCGAUCCAACGGAUCAACUUCACCCUCCUCGAUGGUGAGGUCGCGGCAUCGCGCUUUCCCACAUGCGACAUUCGAGCAUGUGGACGCUGCUUCCCAAACUGCGGCAUGAGCCUGCUUGCACAUAUCAAUAUUGCCUUGACCGUUUCCCCCCUCCACCGUCCCCUUCAUGUCGACGCCACUCUCUCCCCUCCACCGUCCCCUUCAUGUCGACGCCACUCUCUCCCCUCCACCGUCCCCUUCAUUCCCCCCUCCUCUCAUCCCCUCCCCUUCGCUCACUCUCUCUCCCCUGCCACGUCAUCAGAGGUGGUGGCGGGAUCCCGCAAGGUGGGAGGGCUGCUCUUCAUCCUGCCACGUCACUUCAGCUCCUCGCGGCCAGAUGGCGGUCAGGGAGAGGACGACGACGCGGACGAUGAUGCUUGCAAGGAGAGGGCAGGAGAGGGCUCGGGGGAGAUGAAGGAGCACGUGGAGGUGGUGGCGCAGCUAGAGGAGCGGCUGCUGGAGGCCAACAUACCGGUGCCUGUGUAUUUCGCUGUUGACAAUGCUGAGCUGUCAAAGCUGGCGGCUGACGUGGAGAGCAACGACAGGGCGGGCAAGCCUGCAUCGGCCACCAAUGGCGGCUUCAAGCUGGUGGUGACAGCAGGCGAGCCCCGCAAGCUGCCGGCCUCCUCGCCCCUGCCGGCCAUGGAGGCAUGGCUUCCGCUGCCCCUCUUCGUGCUCUAUCAGCCUUCCAUCCCUUCCAUGCCCUCCGCCACCUCCCCCUCACUUCCUCACAUUAACUUCCUCCCCUGGCAGCGCUGCUUCGCUCGCGUCGUGCCCGGCCAGCAGUGCGAGCGGGGUAGCGGCGGUGCUGCAGGUGCUGCGCCUCUUGUCACGCCUCUUCGCGCUGCUGCCCUCCGCGCGCGCCGCCCUUCCACCUGCUCUUCCUGCUCUCCUCCGGGGGACCCUUCAACUUCGACGGCACUCGCCAGGCUUUUUCCUGGUAUAAACUACCUGCUGAACCUCCUCGCACCCCCCGUCAUGCCAUCCGCCCAUCGCCCCUCACCCCCCCCCUCACAGUGGCUAGCCUCGUUGGACCAGAGUGUGCAGGACCGCCUCGAGUUCGCCAUCUGUCUGCGCGCCAUUGGUGCAGCGCCAGGGGCCGGGGAGGGGACCAGGGCCUGUCCUCCGCUGCAGCAGCCGCGGACCCAUUACGCCACUCGUCCUGCCCUCAUUACGUGCUGCCUCCCUUUCCCGUACCAUCCACUCCCCCCGCGCUCCCCCUCGCUCCCCUUCCUCCCUCCGCAGGGCCUGUCUUCAGCUGGAGCAGCCGCUGAACCCCCAGCGUCCAUCGGCCAGGCGCACAAAAAGGGCCUCUCCUCUGCUGCAGCGGCUGUGGAGCCACGGACCUCCGUCGCCCUGGUGCACAAGAAGGUGAACAUCUCGGACGCGCGCGUGCCGUGGCAGCACGAGCUCUUCUCGCGCCGCAAGCUCAUUGCCGCCUCGCUCUCCGCCCUGCCCUCCGCGCCGCCCUUCCUGCGCCACUGGGGGGGGCUGGCUGACACCAGGGAAUCAGUGGACGAGCACCAGUUGCUGGCUGCUACGCGCCUCAUUGCUGAAACCAUUGCGAGCCACAUAUUCAACAGCAGCAGCGCCGGCACUUCCAGAGCUGGCAUUGCAUGCGGACAAGGUGGAGGUGAGGAAGCAGCGCUGGACCCGCAUUACCCACUCUACUCCACGCCGCAUGCUCGGAUGCACGUCUACCAGGUGGCCAGCAUCACCUUCGAUUUAGUCACGUUCCUUGCAGUGGCCAUCUACCUCUCCUCGCUCUUCGUCAUCCUCCAUACAGCCACCAAGGGCUUUGACGACCUGGUGGCACUCUUCAAGGGCAAGCCCGCCUACCGCAAGGCAAAGCCUUCGUGA